Molecule: messenger RNA, 18275 nt
Organism: Porites lobata
Lineage: Eukaryota; Metazoa; Cnidaria; Anthozoa; Scleractinia; Poritidae
Source: the annotation of a GenBank genome assembly
AUGUUUGGUAAUCUCGUGAACAAAAACGCCAGGACAGCGCUCAAAGAAUACGGAGACCUUAACGGCGCCGUCGUCGAUUUUGACAUCAGUACCGUGGAAAGUUCUCCUCACAGCCCACAGUUUAGAGCCAUGGCAAGAGUCGGAGAUCGUAAUUUCCCUGCCGCUGUAGGUUCAUCUAUAAAGGACGCGAAGGAGUAUGCGGCUGAUCUUGCUCUUCAAGCCAUUGCCCAAGGUAAGUUCAAAACAAGCAAAAAUCAUAAUAGCUACAUCUACUGAUAAUAGUUCGUGAUUGUAUCUUUUUGUCAUGUUGUGCCCUUUCCCUGUUCUUUUUUAUUAAGUCACGUUUUCCUCACAAGUCCAAGAUGUGAUCGAGGCAUAUGUUUUCAAUCGAUAACGACAAUAAGAUUGACAACGCGCCAUGCAGUGCAGUGACAUUUUUUGAGCGCGCGGAUCUAGUGCACUUUUAAUCGGCGCAGGUGCAAGAAACCUUUUGACAAUCACAAGAAAUUCCGGACAAGCAAAUCUCAGAUCAACUGCACAGUUAAUGCUGGAACCAAAAGUGGAAAAUUCGUAUGUUUAGGCAUCUUUUCCUAUCUACUGCCAAAAAUAUUUUGUAGGGUCUUCCACUUAUUUAUUAAAUUUUUUGACCUACAGCAUUAUUUUAUUCAUCACCCCAGGUUUAGGGCAGACAUAUUCCCAAUCUCUCUGUCAACAGAGGACAGAAAUGGGUGUUGCUGUAUUUAGCGAGUUAAUGUGAUAAUUUUUUUAAUAACGUGGUAAAAAAAUUGUAAAUUGGUUAAAUUUUAUAUUUGUUAGACCCUUUUCGCACAAAGCAAAAUUUUGUUUGUUUUGCAAACAAUUCUGUCAACAGGAAGUCAUUUCUAGUGCAAAGGAUUUUUUUCACGACCAAUGUUUUGUCAGGCGACAAUCUCCUUUUUUCCUUGACAGCUAUCCUUUGUGAGGUCAUCUUAUUUUGCAGACAUGACCUUAGACGAAAAACUUUGCAUGUCUCAGAUGCGAGCAAGGUUGCAAAAACAAAAAAUUGUUGUGAAUCAAACUCUGUUUUUUGCCAUAGUGCGAACAGGGCCUUGGUACAGUGAUGUAGCAUGACCAAGAGUUUUAGUAACCCCUCCCUAGGAAAUUUUGCCAAAAAAUGCGUUUUGAACCUAGUCAAGCCGUUUUCUGGUCACUUUCGUGCUAUAAAAAGCCAAAACUUACUAUAAAGCCAUUUACAGGUUGUACACUUCACGGCCUUCUGAUCCAGAUGCAAAAUAUCAGCUUGCAGAUUUCGGGCAUGCGCAGGAAGCAAAAUUUUGACACAGCAGUCACAGUAAAAGUUUUCACAGAUUAUUGCUGUUACACAGUGACAAAGCAGUCUUGACUUUUACUUUUCACUUUCUCUCCUCUCCUCUUUUUUCGCUUUUCUGGCCAGCUCAAUUUUUUCUUUUGCUGGGCAUUUAGUAGGCUUCAUUUUGGUGGGAAAGGUUUUUAGGAAAGCUUUAGGAUCUUAGGAUUAGAUGAAAGGAAAGGUACAGUACUGCUCAAAAGUGAGUUGACACUUGAAGCUCGAAACUCGAGACUCAACCCUCAGGUCUCGAAGCUUGAACACUUCGAGUUUCGAGAAGCGAGGAUCGAGUCUAUAGAUGUGAGGAUCGAGAUUCGAUGAUUGAGGAUUGAGGAUCGAGAAGCAAGGUUUUAACGUGAAAUUAUUUUUGUUUUGCCAAAGAACAACGUUGUACAGUCAUGUAGCCGUUCAGAUAUUGCACCGUCGAUCAGCACUUGCGGUGCGGUGUAACUUUUUGAAUUGCCAGCUUCGGCAAGCUUUCAAUAAGUGUAAAUCAGUAUUUUUGGUUUUGAAGAUUUAUCCUGCAUGUGUAAUAUAUGUAGCCUUUGUUCGCAAUAUUCCGAGAUUUUCACAGAUGAAUGGUGCAGCUUGGUAAUUCUAUGAAUUAAAUUUGUCCCGAUUUUAUGCAAAUCAUGAUGAAGAUUACAACAUUUGAGUUGUUAAAUUUGCUAUUAGUCAAGUUUCAACCUCUUUCUCGUGUAAAUGCGUCUUAGAACAUUCAGCCUUUCACUCGCUAAGUUCAUUAAAAAACUCGGCGAUUCUGUGGCAUAUCACGCAUUUGGCAUAUGUUAAGAUGUUGAUAAAGUCACGAGAAACUAUGUGUGUUCUAAAAAGCGAAAUUUUCAUGUGCGCUUUAGUCAAUUAUGCGGCUUGUCACACUGUUACUGUAUGUAAAAUGUGCAAAUCCACAUGUAGUCACACAAUAAUUUCAUGGAAAAUUUUAUUUGUAACAAAAAGCGAGAUUUUCACAAGCAUUUGAGUUAUUAAAUUUUCCAUUAGUCAGUUUCACAUAUGUAACCUUUCAUUCGCCAUGUUCAUUCAAAAACAUGACUCAGCGACUCCCUGAAUUGUAAAACUGGCUUUUAUGCAAAUCUAGCUGAUCUCACUGGAAACUUUGUUUGCUAAAGCAACAUUUCAACACAAGAUAAUUAGAGUAUUAAAAAAAGUUUCAUACUCGUUUUGUUCCAACGAUAGAAAGUGACAAGGAAUGCACAAGCAGUCUGCAGAAAUCGGAAAAGUAGUUGUCACAUGAUUCGGAUUUUGACAGACAGACAGACCUCGUGGUAUCGAUUUGUGAGAUAGAUACAUGUAAGAUCUGGUUUUCGGAUUGAAGCGUGUGAAUGUGUGAUCUUGUUUUCGAGUACGAUUAUCUACAGAGUGGUUUAGUUAUUGUUCACUUUUAAACAGAGACUGUUUUUUACUGCUAGUCUGACAUAUGAACAAUGGAAACUAGUCAAAAAGAAUUAUGGCUGUACACUGUGCACAAGUGAUAUUAAUAUCUUCAUUUCUAGUUUGAUUUGUUUCAUUGUUACUUUCAAAUGGAGGCUCAAUUUCACCGCUAUUACAUAUAUGUAUCUUGCCUUCACUUCUAAAGUAAGUUUCAAAAGGACUAUCAACAGGAGACCAAAAGUGCAAAUUUUCGCUUUCAAAGCGCAAGCUUUGUUUACAUGAAUUAAACCGAACGAGUCUCACCCAAUGCACAGAACGGUAAUUUUUGGAAUGGGAGGUAAGUGUACACUUUUAAAGAGUGUUCUUUCACGACAAGUUCUCGACUCGAAAUUUGAAACUUAUCCUCAAUCCUCGAUCAUCAAGACUCAAGACUCGAUCCUUGAAAGUUUCGAGAAUUGAGUCUUGAGUCUUGAGAAUCGAUACUCAAGUGACUGUAAACUUACUUUUGAGCAGUACUGGAGGUGGGUAGUGGAAAAAGAUUUUCAUGGAAAUUUUCAGGGCAAUGUUACAUGGUUUUCUCUGGUGUCCUUGACUGAAUUGUGCUCAUUCUGGUAUGGUCUGAAAGAUCUCUUCACUUUGCACAAGUUCAGUUGGUACACAAAGUUGUCCUUGACCAUUAAAACUGAUGACAUCACAAGCGGUAGAAGGGAUGUGGAUCCCCAUGGGCAGUUAUGGGCGGCUCACAGGAAAAUCGGUUAAACAACAAGUUUUUUGAAGAAAUGCACUUUUAAGUAUAGAUCUUUGCAUUGUAUUUCAAGAUUAUUCCUCUCCAUCUACUAGGCCACAAACUGCAUGUAGUCCCUGCCAUCUGUGGGGUUGGGAGGUGCCAUUGUGUCAACUGAGAGCUGACUUUAUGUACUAACACCAAGGAGUUAUUUUGGAUUUCCCCACCCCCUGACCCUGGUACAAGAUACUGUGGAACCCCAAUUUUCAAUCUUCCAUGCAACAAUAUUCCUGAUCAAGCAAUCAACAUAAUUUCUGUGUCCUGACAAAAGUUACGGUAAAUUGUAUAGAGCAGAAUCCCGAUUUAAGAAUAUUUUGUUGAACGGUAUUCCUGGUAAAACAAUAGAAAUCUAGCGAACCAAGCAUAAAGUUUUUCCUGUUAAAACUAUAUGUAAAUGACUAAUAUCAUAUCAGAAGUGCUUUUAUCCAUAGCACUUCGAAAAAUAUUUUUUAUAUUUUAAUUAUUAACCAUAUCCCUAUAUAAUGAUAUUUUUAGAUAAUUUGCCACCAAAUCAUUAAAUUGGGAGUUUGUUUACAAUCUUAAUUAUGAAAUACCCCGAUUUAACUAUACUGCUCCUUGCCAUAAUAUAAUGGUAAUUGAACUGAUUGGAGUGAAAUUUGGUCUGAAAUCAUACAUAUACACAUGAUUUUAUUUUGGACAAGCACGCAGUGCAAGUUUGCACGACAAGAAGAUCAGUUACGGCUUUAUUACAGCCACUUUGAAAUCGCAGAACUCAGUUGGUAUCAACAUUUUAUUAAUAUAGGGGCCAGUUUUUUGAAAAGUGGAAACAAAAAGGCUUUUAUGUCUCAUUUUGUAUUGAUGAUGAGAUAUAGUCUGAGUAAAAGUGGUGCGAUUGAAAACAGAGGUGAUGCGAUUUAGAACAUGAAUGACGCAAUUUAGAACAGAUGUGAUUUAGAGCAAAAAUACCUUGAUUUGUGAAUAAAUCACAUUGCUGAGAGCCAAUCAGAUUGCAGGAAUCACUAUAGUGAUUUCAAAAUGGAUAUUAUAAUAAUAAAUUGUAAAAUGGGGUUCCACUGUAACUUAAACAAUUCCCCAUCCAAUAAUUGGGUGCCAAGGUAGUGGAUGUUGACAUGUAAAGUGAACUAUGGAUAAUAAAUUAUUACAAGUUUGAUUCCAAAAAUACCCUUUCUGGUUUCCCUUGCAGAACAAUAUGGCAACAGGUCACAGCAAGGUCCAUAUGAACCCUUCCAAGCUAGCCCAGGUUUCUCCAAAAGGACACAAUACAAAAGGCCUCCCAGAGUGAAAGCAAAAAAGUCCAUGGCACUAUCAGCUCCUCCUGACAAAGAUCCUGUGAUGCUGCUUAAUGAAUAUGGUCAAAAACGGGGUCAGUUGGUAAGUACUAACCGUGGAACCUACACUUCGAGUAGAGCCUUCUUUUGUCUUGUUCUUAAUCAAAGAGGAGAAAAGGAGGCUGUGCCUAAAAGCCUGUUUACAAGGAGAGAGUGUUACCGUUGUGCUAGGGUUACCCUAACAAAAAAAGUGGGCUAAAGAUAGCUCUGGUUUAUAAGCAAAUUUCACGGUUAGGGUUACCCUAUCACCUGGGUCAACUUUUUUGUACAUGUACUUGCCAACGUUUUCUGAGUCAAAUGCAUGAUAUUUUCUGAAUUUCAUCUUAUCAUGACCAGAACUUCCAGAAACAUCCCAGCAUCUUCUGAACAUUUCCAACCAUUUCUGAAGACUUUCAAAUACCAAAAAUGUCCUAAAAUGUUCUGAUGACCUUUGAGAACCCCCUGACCCAUUUCAAAGGCAACAAUAAUUUUAGCAUGUUGCAAGGCUGUACUCUAAGGAAAAUUUCAGCUAAGGCGCCCAGACCUCAAAGUUGGUCGCCCGAAUAAAAAUUUUGGGUUGCCCUUUGAGCUCCCAAAUAUUCCACCUGGGGUGCCCAGGGCUCCACGUUGGUCGCCCGAGUACAUCUGACGAAGAAGUAUUUUGUACACACACUAAUUUUACUGGCCUGUUGGUCACCAAACUCACCAAGCUUUUGGGUGCGACAAAAACCCCCAUGUUGUCCUAUGAAGCGAAUCAAAGUUUCCGUGCCAUUCAGAUUUAAAACGAGAAAAGAGCAAUGCUGCCGAAUUGUUCAGGUUUUUAUAAAGAGGGAAAAGUAACGAUUUCGGCAGGUUUAUGUUAUUUUCAUCAAGAUUUUCUGGUCAAACAUAGGAAAACCGUGCUUUUUACUAGUAAUACUAAAGUUGAAAAUAAAUUCUCAAAAGGUGAAAUCAUUUCAGCAUGAAAAAAGUGACGGCAAGUUCCCAUGAAAAAUUCCGUGAAACGGUGAAACCGCCGCGGCCCCAAAUCUACUAUUUUAAUUUAAAAUAAGUCAUCUGUAAUUUUCUGUUCUAUAUUAUCAGUGAAUCUUUUAGGAUAAUUGAGCUUUUCAUGGAUUGGGGCGAAGUGUAAACCAGCUCUUCUUUCUGUGUUUUUUGCCUCUAAAUUUAGCCUAUGCAUGCAUGCAAAUUUAGUUUUCGAGAUACGUAAAAUGCCAAGACAACGUGCGACUGCCCUGUCUCUAAAACGACAAUAAAAAUGAUCAUGAUUAUCUUUUCUUUUUAUACAUGUAUUUCCUUAUAAUUAUUAUGUACAGGGAAUAAAACAAUAUCAUAAGUUAUGUUUUAGCCUUGCAGACACAACAGCCAAAAACCGUAAAAAUAUGAAAUUUGCAUACCGGGAUACAGCGACUUCCCUUUUAUACAAAAGUAAAUUACCCCUCAUCGCCUGUCAGAAAAGUAUUAACAGUUUCUUCUAAAACUGUCCCUAAUAAACCAUUCUAUCUGAAAGGGAAAAUGUUAAAACUUUUUUUGAGAAGCAAAAUCGAAAUCUGUGCCGCUUGUCUCGCUCAAAGUGAUGGAUUAUGUUACAAUGUGAAAUCAUGCAGAAUGACCUUUGAACAUCGAUGCGCACCCUUUUGUUUGGUACAAAAAAUAUUUUGCAUGAAGUUUGGUAAACUGUGACUCAACAAGCCAACACCAGUAUGUUAAAUUUUUCUGCUGGCUUGACUGAACACUGUACUAGAAGCUAGAGUGCCCGGGCGGGCGACCGCAAAUUUUUUUCAGUCACCCGAAGCAAAAUAUUAGUCGCCUCAGGUGACCAGGUGCUGUUAGAGCACAGCCUUGUGUUGUGAUACAGCUAUAAUGACACUUUGUCAACAUUAGUGCUUUUUUGGAAUUUUGUUGGGAAUUGAAUUGAAUUUCAUUACCAAUGAUGUGUUUAAGAACUAUUCAUCUGGGUUUGUGAGUCAAGCACAAGAAAUUGUCCUUGAAGCAUGAGAUCUACAUCUUUAGUCUGCAGGUGAUAGACUCACACACAAUGUGUAAGAGGUGGUAAGAAUAUAUUUACCACUGAGUAUCAGGUUGUGGUGACUUUCAUCCUUGAAUGAAGUGUUACUUUCCUUUGUUUGAAACUGAUUACCAUACAUUAGCAAAAUAUAAGUUAAACCAAGGGGGAAAUUGAACCAGUAAAGGUACUAUAUGGAUUAGUUUCGGCUGGUAAUGCACAAGUCCUGCCUUUAGUUUUGCAAUAAGCUUUGUAUCAAUGAAAUAGCUGCAUCUUUUUUUCAGCUGAAUCACCAGCAAGUGUGGGUUGUUCCAUGCUUUGUCUUUUUAAUAUAAUACUUACCAUCACCUCCCUCUCAAAGCAAACUUCAGAACGUACCUUUCACUCUGUGAACUAAUUUUCCAUCCCUCUUAUAUAACUGUACUUGUACUUUAUUCUUCAGCAAUUUUCUCUUGCAAAAUUAGUUGUAAGGUCGGAAUGGAUACAUCCAGGGCUGUUUGUGCAUAUAGUUUGUGGACAAUAUUUUGCAAGCACGCUACUUUUUUUAUUGUAGGUAAAGUUUGAAGAUGUUCAGUGCAUGUAUCCAGGUUUAUACAAAGCACAGGUUACAGUUGGAGAUCAAACAUUUGGUCCAAAGAAAAGCUCCACAAAGAAAAUGGCCAGAAAAUUUGUUGCUAUUGUGGCUUUGAAAGCACUGAUGAAUUGGGAGCCCGCAGAAGGUAUGUUGUUUUCAUUAAUGCUCUAGCCAAUGGACUUGUUGUUAUUAUUUUCUUCUUUCUUUACACUCAGAACCCUGUGUUAAAGUUGUGUCUGCUGGCAGUGUCUUUUACCUUCUCUAGGUUCAUGAAGAAGUACGAUCCUUGUCAAGUUGGGACAACCCGUGCAGUACCCAUAUUCCAAAAAAAAGUGGCACUGCUUCUCUCCCAGCAUGAAUGUUUUUGCUUCUGACAUGCCAACUGGCAAAAACCAACAUUUAGGGGGCAGAAAAUACCACUACUGUCCCAACUAAUGUGACUGAGUCUUGUAGAUAUCAUCUGGAUCACUAAACUUAGAAUAAUAUGUGUACAUGUGGGUUCUAGAGAGUAUCCAUACACACACCAUGUGUAGUCAUUGGAACUUCAGAGGGGGAAGGGGUCUUAAAUGCCAAAAUUUUUAAAGGAAAGUAUGAAGGUAACGUGGGACUUCUAUUUGCCAGAGGGUGUGAAUUACCCCCCUCCCCCCCCCCAAAAAAAACCUUUUUUUGCCGGGUGGGGAGGAUUAAGAAUAUGUUCUGGAACACAAUCUCCCAAUUUUUUGUAAACAUCUUUUUAUGGUAAACCCUUUGAUAACAAGUAUUUUAUUUAUUUUGUAAUAAUUUUAUGAAUUUAACAUGAAAGAAUAUUUGUUAAUAAUUCAUGAAAUAAUGAAAGAAGUGAGUGUCCUCAAAUCUGAUUGCACACACACACACAGCUGACUGUUGAGCUCAUGUUGUCUUGAGGAAAUACCAAAAAUCCCAGGAUUGUUUAAAAAUGUAUAGAUUUAGAAGAAAUGGUUUAAAAAUGUAAAGCUGUUGAAGCCUAAUGAGCCUGUGAUGGUUCCAUGGCUGAGGGGGUGGGGGAAGUUUAACUGCUUUGGAGCUUCAGUAAAACUUGCUUAUAAGUAUGUUGCCUUUUAAUGAACGGUUCUAAGUGACAAAAUGUGGACAAAAACAUUUUAUAACAUUGAGUACUACUCAAUAAAUUUCACAUUUACUGUGCAUGUCAUGAAACACUACAUCAUAAAACAUACUGCAGUUUAAUAAGUUGUUAGUAUGAUUUUCAUUUGAAUUGUUUUAACUUAUCCUGCAAGGUUUGUAUGAUUUGAGUGAAGACAGCCCCCACUGGUCAAUGGAAAACACCAGCAAUCCCUCAAAUCCACAGCAUGUCCAGGGAGAUCCAGCUCAACCAAAAGCUGUUGUACUCCAUAAAGAUCCUAUCAUGUUAUUGAAUGAACACUGUCAAAGAAACCAGCUGAAGGUAAGUAUAAUGCUCUGGGAGCUCAGAUUUUUUUCUGUGCAUUUCUUAGUUGUAAGUAAUAUCUAUUUCUAAUCUCAUCAUGGUUGGUUGGCUUCAUAGUGUACACAACACUUUCUUAAGGUGCUUGCGUGAUGCAAGUAAGUUAGUGUGUAGUGUGUUGCUUUGCUUUAGUCCAGCAUACUCACUAGAUGUGAAGUCCUGUGGCUAUUCCAAAACUUGCAACCUGUUUGACAUGUGAGUUGGCCAUAGCUUAUUGGUUAGUGUGCCCUACUGGUAUCUGGAAGGUUGUGGGUUUUAUUACCACUGAGAGCUCAGAUUUUUUUUCUGAGCAUUUCUUAGUUGUUUGUAAUAUCUAUUUCUAAUUUCAACACACUUGGGUGGUUGGUUGACUUCAAAGUGUACACAACACUUUCUUAAGGUGCUUCCAUGAGGUAAGUAAGUUAGUGUGUUGCUGUGCUUUAGUCCAGUGUACUCAGGAGAUGCCAAGUCCUGUGGCUACCCCAAAACCUGUGAUUUGCUCACCGUGUUAGGUGCCCAUAGCUCAGUGGUUAGAGCAUUUCAUAAGUCAUCUGCAAGAGAGCAUUUUCCUUAAAACUAUGAUCACAUAAAAAUGAAAUUAUGCAAUUACAAAGCUAAAUAUAAUAUCUUAUUAAAUUAUUAUAUGAGACAUUUUUGUAAAAUCCAUUUUAGUUUUUGGUAACAUUAAAAUUUUUCUUCUUCUUUUAUCAUUUUUUGUACAGAUAUAUAAAGUCUUAUCAUACUUAUAAAUUUUACAAACAGAUUGCAUAUGAGGACCUCCCUCAUUCGGGCCCAGACCACAAGAAAACAUUCUUGUGCAAAGUAAUUGUGGGUGAAAGGUCUUUUGAGGAAGGUGUGGGAGCUAGCAAGAUUAUUGCAAAGAAGAAUGCAGCUUUGAAUGCUCUCAGAGGACUCUUUGAUAUGCCUGUUGAAAUAGCAUUGAAACCAGGAACUGGAAGCAAAGAUGGAAUGGCUGUUGAAAGACACCCUGUGAGCGUGUUGAAUGAGUAUGGUCAAAAGAAAGAGAUCAAGGUAAUGUAAAUUAUAGUCAAUGAGCCAUUCUGUCAUUUUGAGUUUGAAAUUUUCUUAAAAGUUGAAUUAGAACUUGAGUUAAUCAUCAAGGUUCCACUAGUAAACAUUAUUUUGUAGAUCUAUAUUUUAGCUGAAAAUUUCAUUCACUUUGAGAAUGCUAUGACAGAAAAGAAAAAAUAGUAGUUCCUUGCACAGGUAUGGGUGCAGAAUUCUCAUUUGAUUGGUCAUGCCAUGGUAAAUUUAUUUUUUCCGUCAGAAUUAGCUGUUUGUUGUAUCCAAAUUAAGGAUAAUAAUUUCGUCAGCUCUGGUCAGGUGGGCUUGUCGUUACCUCCCAAAGAUAAAGUGUGCUUUUAUGUAUUUACUGUUACCAUAAAUGGAAGGAAUGUGACAAUCAAUGAUGUUGUUUGUUGCAUCAGAAAUGCAUUUUCUUAAUUUGUUUCUCUCAGAACAAAAUACCGGUAUGAGGUAGCCAGUAAAGUCGCCUGAAAGUCAUCUUGCCUGAUGUUAUGUCGUCCGAAACAAGUUUUGUUGCCCAAAAUUUUUAGUCAAGUUGCCUGAAAUGCGGAAAUCCUGACUGUUCUUUAGGCGAUGAUGAGAAGAAAUGUGAAUAUAUCUCAUUCUUUAUGCAAUGAUGUGGGUGAUGCUUGAUAUACCAAGUGAAGAUAUGCUCUGUUGUGUCAUUCUAUUGUGUGAAGUUUGUGGUUAUUGUUUAUUGUGUUUAUUUUUGUUGAGCAUGAUAAAAUUUAAGGCGACAUAACUCAGCAUUUUGGACUACUUAACAAAAAAUUUUGGACGACAUAAUUCUGGUUUUGUGAGGCAUAACUUUGGGUGAGAUGACUUUCAGGCACAUUACUGGCAUUGACUGUAAACCAAUAAUUAUCACAUGUAUGAAACUGCAGUUUUCAUGCCCCAAAAAGCAUUCAAUUUUAUACAUGUAUCUUAAGCAAGUCUAUUGAUCAUAAUUUGAGAAAGGCAGUGAGUGAAUUCAGCAGAAACCAUAAGUAAAAACUUAAAACCUCAUGAAAAACUGCGACCUUCCAUUCGAUAAUCACCUGAAAUGAGGUUGUUACAACCCUUCAUUUAUUUUUCUCAAUGAUAAUUAAUAAAUUAUUGGAAGUCUCAUCAGAUAUAGACAAAUUCACUCAAUCUGCCCACCCUUGAUGUUGUAAGUAUUUUAUCUGUUUUCUUCACACUACAGAUUGAAUUUGAAGAUAUGGGUCACACAGGUGCUGAUCAUUCAAGAAUAUUUAAUUUCCGGGCAGUUGUUGGUGAUAUGUCUUGUGAACAGGGAAGCGGCCGCACCAAGAAGGAUGCCAAGAAAGCAGCAGCUAUUAUUGCUCUUCAAAGCCUGGGUUAUCAAGUCAGUGAUGGUAAGAGCUGAUAGUGGCUUGACCCUUGAAGCCCCAUAAUACAAACAAGCAUAAUGUUUUGUGCUAUUUCUCAGACUUUUCUGUCAUGACACAAAGACUGCUUCUUUUCCUCUUGUUGCUAGUGUUGGGAAUUGGCUGAGAUUUCAUAAUUGAUCAUCGGAAAUAAUUGGAUUGACCCUCUCGGAGGAUCGUUGAUUGUCCUCAGAAAAAUUUCCUUAUAAAUAUUCCAUUUAUUUUUUACCUUUCUGCAAGUCAAAGGACACAUGUUACAAGCUUUUUGUGCUUUUGGUUGAUCAAAUUCUUUUGAGACCAUUAAAAGGGCAACACACAGGUAUUAAUAUUAAUAUGUUUAUUUUCCAACAAGAAUUUUUUCCCCUGCAAUAAUCAAUAUUGAACAUUUUCCUACCCUGCGAGCAGAGGUUUCUCUCUUGUAUGGCUUUUAGUGUUUAUGAAGUUUUUCGUGUGGCUUGUCUGUUGCAUAGUUGCUUUGUUUACGCCCUGUGAGAACUCUCAUGGGGCAUAAACAAAGCAACUAUGCAACAGACAAGCCACACGAACGACUUCGUAAACACUAAAAGCCCUGCAAGAGAGAAACCUCUGCUCGCAGGGUAACAUUUUUCCUUAAUCAAUUAUCACACUGGCACUUAAAGAUUUUGAUAGAUGAUUGAUACCCCCUGCAACCUUAUACUCCUGGGAGGAGAGGGGCCACUCCUUUAUUUGGCCUAAAUGGGUAUGGUCUGCUAAACAGGGUAUGAUUUUCAAGGUCCCGAGACUCAAAAAGGGUUUUAAACAGUUUCACUGAUUUGUGUCCUAGACGUGGACUAGAUGCCUUGAAUGGGGCGUAACCUUGGUGGUGCAUAUGUUGUGUGAUCUGUGUUCAUGACUGAAAAUGCUCAUUGCAGGGCUAUCACUAACUUUUCAGGUUGCUGUGUAUGUUGUGGUUUAAAUUUUAUUUUCCUUUGUUUGGGGAUAUGGUAAUCUUGAUAAUGAGUUUGAAACAAUGGGAAGCAAGAAUAAAAUUGAACCACAACAUGUACAUGCAAUAUUAGUAGGUGUGGAAUUGAACAUCUACGAAGUUUUUCAGCUCUAUAUUCCUUCUGUUUCCUUCAUAAGUAGCUGGAAGUCAUGCUCAUAGAAGCCAGGUGAAAUCUUUACACCCAUCCCUUUGUGACAGCCCUGUCAUUGACUCCACAUCAAAGGAACUAAAAUGUUGUUAAACAAAAUGUUAUAUUUGGGCCGCUUAUUAUGGUUUCUUAGCUUAAAUAGGGUGGUGAAAUAAAUGGAUUUCGUGUUAAUCAGGGUUAGGGUAUAACAGCCUUGGCAGCAUACUCCCAUGCAAACUUUACUAUUUACAGCACCUCCCUGCGCUUAUACUAUAAACAAACGUGGUUAAAAGUGGACAGUCAUCUCAAAUUCGUUGGAAACUCAAAGGAAGUACAGUUGUAAACAAGUGAAAAUAAAGGCAUUUGUAUAACCAAGUAUAAGAAAAGCCACAUUUUAGACUAUACAUAAACUUGCUGGGACGAAAAUUUGUGCUGUAUUUAUUGUAUUGUUGUUGUCCUUGUAACAGAGUCAGCAAAGUUGCCUAUGCAGCAACCAACGUUACCUGAAUCUAAAGCUCUCCAGACACCUUUAAUAAAUGGUAAAAAUAGCGUCAGUGCUUUGUAUGAACUCUGCCAAGCUUGUCACCUUCCACAGCCUAAGGUAGUGGAAGACCGACCAGAAGAGAGCUUAGAUCCGUCUCUACAUUACUGUGCUUUUAAAGUGGGAGAUGAGCAGUACAGUAUCGGCGCAGGGAGAUCAAAGAAAGCGGCAAAAGAAAUAGCAGCCCAGCAUGCCAUGGCGUCUUUGUUGGAGCUUAGGGGAGUGCAACAGUUUCACCCAGGGGCAUCGUCUGAUGGGGACAGAUUUGCGGCACUAAGUUGGAAUCAUCUCUCAGCCCUCAGUUGUGAUGCACCUGAGGGAUGGAGGUUCGCGGGAUAUAAGGUUAUUGCGGCCUUUAUCAUGCAGGAUGGUGAAGAUGAUCCUGGUAGGGUCGUCAGUCUUGGCACAGGAAACAAGUGAGUCCGUUAUGUCCGUGUUUUUAGUUUCCUUUAACUAAAAGGUAGCCUCCCAUGAUCAGACGUUCUAUGAGCUUCGUCACGUGUUCCUGCGGGGAAGGAAGUUGUGGUGAAGCCCUAAGAACGUCUGCGUGGGAGGCUUAUUAUAUAUGACUAACAGGUAGGCCAGUCAAUUUGCCUAAUGUGUCAACUCGCGCAUUCCUGUACCACAGCAUUGAAAUAAAAGAAGUGGGUAACUUGAGACGUAGGCGAAUUGAUCAUUGUAUUCCGAGAGACACCAUCCACCCAACAAAACGUUUUCCCAAAUUUCUUCGUAUUGAAUGAAGUAUUUUUUUCUUGGUGUGUGUUGGUAGGGUGUCGUGUACGGGGAGGCAUACGGGGCUAAGAGAACAAGGCCUCAAAAACAAAACGUCCUGCUUUCUUUCGUUGUACUUUUCUGAAACUCCCGAAUUUUCAGUUAAAUUUCACAAUAAACAACAGUCCAUUUCAUUCAUUUUCGUUUUGGUUUUUCAGCAAAGUGGCUGAAUGGAAAGCGUCCAAUUGUGAUACUGUUUCUCUUUUGUCAUUACUUUGAUUAAUCAGAUGCAUAAGCGGAGAGAAUCUACGCCUUGACGGAUCAACAGUCAACGAUUCCCACGCUGAAGUUAUAGCGCGCAGGAGUCUGGUUAGGUUCUUUCAUUACCACUUGGCAAUUUUGCUGAGUGGUAAAACGGAUGUGAAGAGUAUCUUUGUGCAGAAGGAACGCCAAGGCAAGAUUCAGCUGAGAGAUGGGGUGAAGUUUCAUUUGUACAUUAGCACAGCUCCUUGUGGCGAUGCUGCUAUCUUUGUGCACGAAACUGCUACCAGGUCAGUGUAGAGGGUCCAAAAUCACAGUACUUAUGAAAUAAAGUUUUGAAAAAUAAUGAAUAGCAUUAAGUGUGAUGUUCCAAGUUACUGUUAAUUAGCUUUCAUGAGAAUGAUAAAGGACCACAUUUUAAUUUCAUAACUAGGCUCAAAAGGCGAAAUGUUUUAAAACAUAGUCAUCAGUAUAUCUAGAAAGAUGAAAUAUUGAGCCCACUAUUAUAAAUGGAGAAAACGUGUCCUGAGUAGAAGUGUUACCUGCCUACCCGAGCUACUCUGGGCGAUCCAACUUUUCCCAUAUUUCUCCUUACAAAACUUGGCGAACCUUUUACUUGAUGGUCACCCUCCUAGCAGGACAACUUUUGGUUGUGACUAGAAUGGAUACCUUAAAAUCAGGUUGGACGCCUUAUGUUUAUUACACAACGCCAUACUCUAUACCACGCUAUACUAUAUUUAUGCGAAUUUAUUGGGCACAUGUUUCAGAAAAGCUGGGAAAUCAGAGUAAGAGACAGUUGUAAAAGAAAAAGCGUUGAGUAUAGGGUUUAGCACCGAAGUACAGUCAUUAGGGUUAGGCACUGUUUUAAAAACGGUUAGCUUUCAAUAACGCAAUGAUCAAUGCCAUGUAAAGUACGUUAAAAUUAACCGGUAUCGGCAGUUAGCCCUUGAUUGUGUAGUGGAUACGCAUAUGGAUUUUAUAUCAAAUGACGCGGGUUCAAGUCUUACAUACUACCUACUGUUUUCUUCUGUUUUCUUUCUUUUCUUAUUCAGUUUACUACUUUACGUUGUAAGACUUCUAUCAUAUAUUUUGAGUGAAGAUGACAAUCUGACUCUGGGGUUUCAUUCUAGUCACAACCGUCAACUUUUCUCCUUAUAGACAGUUUGGUUCCCUCGGCGAGACGUGAGCGCUUUUGUCAGCUCUUGGCGCGGGCAAAAUUUUGAACUUCUUCUGAUCAGGUCAAAAACGUGCACACAUGUCCGUUCAAAAUCUUGCUCGGUUUCCCGGGUUCCGCCUAAACGAAAGGUGGAUCUGUGCAAGUUUUUGUCCGUUGAAAUUUGUCCGGACCAGUGUAUGUAAACAGGGCCUACGUGUUAGUAGAUUUUAUUCGAACGGUUAUAGACCCUAUCCUAGGAUUUCCGGCUUUAUAAGACCUUAUAAUGUACCAAAAAAACAUCUUCGUGGGUCUAGUCUAUGAAAAGAACCUCAGGAAAUCUCAAACCGCAUAGAAACUUGGGUGACGGGAAUAAGAGUCUGAUUGGCCUUUGCUGAAUUAAAACAACAAAGUACAUGUAUCAUUUCCCAUUCAAAUAAACCACCAUUGUUUGUUUUGAAUCAUGUUUGUUUUUCAACAGGAUCGAGGAUGCAAGUCAAAGUAAAGCAGUAUUUGGCUCACGUCAGCAGGGACUUUUGAGAACUAAAGUAGAGAAAGGAGAGGGAACCAUUCCAUUGGAUCUUCAGGAUGGUAUUUUGACCAUCGAUGGAAUCCGCUCUGGACAAAGAUUACGCACUGCUUCGUGUAGUGACAAAAUCGCCAAAUGGAAUGUUCUUGGUUAGUUGUAUUGACAUUUUCUGUUUGUACUCAAGCUCGGCGCCGUUGAGCCAAUCAGAGUGCGACCUUGAUCUUUUUCCCGCCCCUGGCACCGGUCCGCUCACAUUGAGCGCCUGGCAAAAUAUUUUCCCGCGUUACUCACCCCUUGCAGUGUUUUCACGGUCUUGCACUGGCUUCACCUCCUUUCUACGGGUGAAACACGUUCUCCGCGCUCUGUGUUCUGCCAGGGCUCACAAUAACGGCCGGUCAAACUUCUGGUUUCUCGGUCAUUUUGAUCAGAUACGUAAAUAAGUGGUCAGAAAAAAAAAACCAUUUUCGCACAAUUACGUUUCUAGAAGACAAGCAUCGUUUUUUAUUUCAUGUGUUUUUUGCUUGUUAGGCUAGUGCGUUCAAGUGAUUAUUGUUUUUGACUGGAGAGUAGAGAGACGUGAUUGAGCUACAAUUUCUCUGGCCGGUCAAUACAAUCGGCAACAGUUCAGAGGCCCUGUUGUCAUGAUGACGAUGAACGAUCGAUUUAUUUUAGAUCAGUUGUGAAGACUACAUGUAGUCCUUUCAAAGUCACUCGAAAAAUCAUAGCAACAAUCAUAUUAAGAGAGCCUAAUUUUUCUGUGAUGCUUCUCUACAGGCGUUCAAGGCGCUCUUUUGAGCAUUUUAGUCGAACCAGUGUAUAUCUCCUCCAUUAUUCUGGGAAAGCUCUUUCACCCAGGCCAUCUCAGCCGUGCUGUUAGCAUGAGGGUUGAACUGGAUAAUGACAACAGCUUUUCAAAUCAACUCCCCAGCUCUUAUCACGUCAAUCAUCCUAAACUAGAGCCAGGCCACCUCGUCCAGAAGGUACGUUUAUGUUUUCCAAUAUGAUCAUGUAGUUACAGCCGUAACCGCAAAGCGUCGAUCCUCAUACAGCCAUUUACACACUAAAUCCAUUGUGCUUUGCCGAAAUGAAAUUUCAUAUAGUUAUAGUGAAUCAAAGUACCUUUUGAUUGCUUUGUGUGCUGUUUUGAACAUCCUUGUUGAGGUCCUUUCUCUACAAUUUAAAACCACGUGAUGUACACGUGUCGGUGUGCAGGGCCACACGUUAGCCGAAUCUUGGUUGUUAGAAUCACUAAUGGGGUUAUGAAACAAUCAGAGCGCGAGGCUGAACAAACCGUUAUAGAUUUAUGAUUUUUUUGGCUCAUUAUUUUAGCGAUUCAAAACUAACGUUUAUUAGGAGCUUGUUAAUGUUUUAAGAUGAGAGAAAUAAUGAUCGUUACAGAACUUUAAAACAAACAAACAAACUCAAAUAAAUGAAUAAAUAAUGUUAUUUACUUCUUUCUUUUUCACAGGAAAGCCCUCGUGAAGUUGAAACCAAGUGCAAAACUAAGACGCUAUCAUUGAACUGGGCAGCAUGCCAGGACACUUCGGUUGAGGUAUAUGACGGAUGUUUAGGAAUGUCAGCCAACAAAAUGGCAAAACCCUCUCGUCUCAGUCGACAAGCUUUGUACGCGAGUUUGAAAGAGGUAAUGUGGAAUUUUUUGUCGAGCAAAUGUAAGGCGCAUGCAAAUUUGACUUGUUUGGUUAAUCAGUAUUAUUUACGUUGGUCUUAUCGUUUUUAUCAUUGAAGCUAUGACCACACGAGUCUGGUUAGAGUUAAAAUGAAAAUCAAUAUCCGAAUCCGUUUACUGACAUAUUCACUAUGGAGACCGUUUAAAAAGUUGUUUACUGUUUUACUUUGUUCUUAUGUGGAGUGGGCAGAAGCCAUAAGCGUUUGAACAGGGCCUCUAGAAAGUGCAUUCUUUUGAAAACAAAAGGUCAUCGCUUUAGUGUGGACGGAAAAUGUGAAAGGUUUGGGAAACGCCAACUCAAGCAUGACCUGUUUGCGCAUAACCGUGCAACAACACGAUUUGAGGAUAAAUGAUUGAAGCGGGGGUAGGGGAGGGAGGGGCUGGGGGUUCCAGCUUAGUCCCUAUGCGUUCUCGGCUCGGCCCGUGAGCUGUGACGUCACCGAGAGAGACCCACCAGCCAAGAGAGAACGCCUAGGGACUAGACUGAAAGGGUUUGUUUCUAAAGAACCUGUGAUCCUGUGUCGGGCGGAGUAGUCAAACACAUAAAUUGGGUUUUAUCAACUGCGUUUCAACUGAGUUAAUAAAUUCUACUUACCGCUGUCGCUGUCAGGACUAGGUCUCCAAACGAUUAGUGUUUCUGGCGAAAACAGCCUAACGCUAUCAGAAAUGUUUCGACCGAUAUUUUAAUGUGGUCGCUGGAAAACGAUUCAAUUGGCUAGUGUGGACUCGCAUUUUUGAGCACUACGAAGAAAAUUUUCUAAAACGCAUUUGGGUGUGAUAGGAUCUCGCUGGCGAGACUUUUGCUUUCCAAGCCGCAAAAAAACUGUACUCGCUAACCGCAUUCUCUUCGCAUUGACUGUUUGAAUUAACAGGUUGUCAAGAAUAGCCAAGACCUGGUACAUCGCCAGAUUCUCGAGGCACAAAUAUAUGGCAAAGCAAAGGAGCUGGCGACAGACUACCAAAAGACCAAGACUAUGCUAUACAAACGCCUACUGGGGACUGGGUACGGACCAUGGGAAUUGAUGCAAAAGCCCCCAGAAAUGGGUCAUUUUAGUUAGAGCCGU